Molecule: messenger RNA, 2083 nt
Organism: Phyllopteryx taeniolatus (common seadragon)
Lineage: Eukaryota; Metazoa; Chordata; Actinopteri; Syngnathiformes; Syngnathidae
Product: hyaluronan and proteoglycan link protein 1-like
Exons: 5
Coding region: 155-1180 (341 amino acids)
Biological process (GO): cell adhesion
Molecular function (GO): hyaluronic acid binding
Source: RefSeq, a predicted model, not a curated record
CUGAUGGUAAGGGGAGUGGUCUCGACCGUACAAGGCUUCAAUAAAAGCCACUUGUGUGGACCUCUGAGGAGCCCAAACUUUCCAAUAGCAUCAAAGGCGCCUGCUGCACUGAAAGAAAGAGGCUAAGAACGCCUUUUGUGUGAAAAAAGAGAAAAUGACGAGUCUGCUGUGCAUCACUUUAUUCUCCUUGACGCUGGCUGGCAUUGUACACAGUCAGCUGACAGGCACUCCCGGGUCAUAUGCAGUUAAGGUGAUCACCCAGCUCGGAGCCAAUGUCACUUUACCGUGCCAUCUCCCACAAAAAAGCCGCAGUUUCUUUAGCGUUGGCAUCCGGGUCAAAUGGACCAAGCUAGCAUAUGACGAGGCUCUGAAUGAGGAUGUGCUGCUUUCCAUGGGCUUCCACAAGAAAACCUAUGGGAGCUUCGAGGGUCGCGUCUUCCUGCAGGAGCUGGAUAGUGAUGACGCUUCCUUGGUGAUUACUGACGUUUCCAUGGAUGACAGUGGAACGUACCGUUGUGAGAUCAUCAACGGGAUGGUAGAUACCAUACUAGACAUUGGCUUGGAGGUGCAAAGUGGCCUCACUGAUGGUGUGGUGUUUCCCUACUCUCCGCCUCUUGGUCGCUACAGCUUUAACUUCGACGAGGCUGCGCAGGCUUGUUUGGAGCAGGAUGCGGUGGUUGCCACCUUUGACCACCUGUUCGAAGCCUGGAAGGAAGGCCUGGACUGGUGCAAUGCUGGCUGGCUGGAAGACGGCACCGUGCAGUAUCCCAUAACAAAGCCCAGAGGACCCUGUGGUGGCGCCAACAUCAGUCCCGGCCUCAGAACCUACGGCAGGCGUGACAAGUACCUGAGCCGCUUCGAUGUGUUCUGUUUUGCCAGUGCAUUGAAGGGACGUUUCUACUGGCUGACGCAGCCCGACAGGCUCAACUUCGAUGAGGCCGUCCAGGCUUGCUUCGAUGAUGGCGCAGAGAUUGCCAAGGUUGGUCACAUGUUCGCCGCUUGGAAGCUAGAAGGCUACGAUCGCUGCGACGCCGGCUGGUUGGCUGACGGUAGCGUCCGCUACCCGAUCUCCAGGCCCCGCAGGAACUGCAGCCCCACAGAGGCUGCAGUGCGCUUUGUUGGAUUUCCAGACAAGCAAGAAAACCUCUACGGUGUCUACUGCUUUAGGCCUGAGCCCUGAGGAGCCCAGUAGAAGCCAUGACCACCAAAGAGCUACAACCACCACCCCGAAAAAAUUAUGAUAAAGUCUAUGGAUAUUGAGUAGAAUGAACAUUAUAACAUCUAGAAAUCAUGGUUACCUUAAGAACAACCUACUGGACAUAUCACUCCCAUUUCAGUAAUACUAUGAACAUAGUGCAAAAAUUGAAACCAUUGUUGUUUUCCUUAAAACAAAACUAUGCAUUAUGUUUAGCAAAUGUCCCCUUGCACAAAAACUAAAACUUUACUACAACUUUUGGUCUGCAGUUACCAUUUUAUAUUGCUGCUUCAAUGCUGAAUGCCUUUUUUCAUUUCAAUCAGAUGGUGUAGUGUUAAAUGUAUCAUUUCGCAGGUAAAAUGAAUGUAAACAACUUAGACUGUGAUUUCUUCUGAAUAGAGAGCACCGAUUAAAUCAGCCUCCAUAACAAAUACACACUUUUACUUUUGCAAUCUUUGUGCUUUUAAAAAAAAUGUAAAAAAAAUAAAACAUAAAACACUUAUUUCACUUGCAGUUAGUAAUAUUAAAUACUUAACAUAUGUCUUGAGACAAUAACGUCUGGCACAUUCAUCUAAAUAGUCAUGAUUACAAAUAAUGCUUCUAAUCAAUUUAUGCCUGGAAUAAAACGUGGGGGGGAAAAAUGAAAAUAAUAAUCCCAAAUUAACAAACUCAUAUUUGACAAUCCUGGCAUUCCUGAGUCAGGAAUCAGACUGUUUACAUCACAAAUAUUGUCUUCUGGUGCACUCUGAGUGUUUUACAGAGCAGUGUAUCUAAAUCAGAAAAAAAUGUUAACAUUUUUGUAUUUUUGUAUAUUUCACUUUUUUUUCAAUUCUGGGUGCAUUUUCCUACAUAACCAUUUGAAAUAAAAGAAAAUAUAUAAAAACCUAA